This is a messenger RNA of Podarcis muralis (Common wall lizard), 3286 nucleotides long. RefSeq lists its product as uncharacterized. Lineage: Eukaryota; Metazoa; Chordata; Lepidosauria; Squamata; Lacertidae. The record is from RefSeq and is a predicted model, not a curated record.
UAGCGAGGAAUCCUAUUCGGAAUAAGAGAAUUUCCCUUAUAAAAAAGGAAACGUUGACAGCUAUGAUCUGGAUCUGAAGCACAACCAAGUAUCUUUGUUUUCACCUACAGAAUGUUCAAGGGUGUGUCAUUUCUAUUGACACACACACACACCCUUUGCUAUGUUCUUCCUUUCUCCUCCCUGCUGUGGCGGCUCCUCCCUUUCUGAGAGGUGACCCACGUUUCACAAUGGCCAGUUUAUUAGCAGGCCAGAAGCAGGCACUGCCUCGUUGCCACCACAGUUUCCAUAGCAGCAGCUGCCCUGCUUUUUGUCUUGGCAUGGGAUAUGUAUUUCCCCACAGAAAGCUGGUGCACACAGAAGAGAAAAGAACGUAAUUGCAGGCCUCUCUCUCAGCACUGGGAAUUCAGAGUCACACCAGCAUGCUUUGUGAGGAGGUACGAUCCCAUGAUCUUCCUGGAUCUUCUGUCUUUAACUUGGAUCCAUAGAUCCCAAUUCUGGAUCUGUGUCUAAAUCUACACAACUGGAGACAGACAAAAAGACUGGGCUGUGACCAUUCAACUCUUCACAUGUUGCUCCAGAAUUGGAGAGGAUUUGCAGGCUUGCCCUCCCAGCACUGUCCUAGCAAUAAACGUUUCCCAGAUGGCUUCGCAGAAAUUGAGUCUUUGGGAUUGCCCAGCAAAGUUGCAGAAAGUUCUAGAAGAAGCCAUCAGCCCUCUCAACCAGUUUCUGCCACAGAGCUGAAGAGGAUCAACAUGGACAGGGCUCUUUCUCCAAAGGUUCUCUUUCCAUCAAAGAUAGUUGUCAAUGAGGCAUCAGGACCGCUGGAGCUCAGCAGCUCAAGAGGCCGAGUGGGAGAAUACAGCAGGGAAUCCCUUCAUCCCAAGCAUCCCCAGAGAGCCAAGUCUAUGAGUCCACCACAAGUGCUCCGCACGAAAGGCAGCAGAAUAGAUAUACCAGAUGGUGCAGAACACAAUAGCUCAACCGUCAGAAGAAGGCAUUAUAUCUAUCGCCUCCCAAACUGGAAUAGAAGGGAGGAUAGUUCCACACAGCCACUAGCUAGAAGGAGGCAGAGUUGCUCAGAGUUGGACCUGCGAGCAUCUUUACCAGAAGAGCUGCCAAGGAACACUGAGGCGGGAGAAACCUGGUCCGUGAGGAACCUUGAGCUGGAACUCAACAUGAUGCACUUUGAGCUGGUUUCCCUGAAGCAGAAGCAGAUGGAGAGCUCUUUCGCUCACAUAGAAAAGGAAAAGCAGUGGUUGGAAAUGACUUGCUCAGAAGACAGGAAGCACAAAGGAGACCUGGAUGAUAAGCUCUUCAGUUUGGAAACAGAACUGGUAAAGGCCAGAUAUUCUCCAGGCAUGAGGAACCAUGGAUCACUCUCAUCCCCGGGCUCCAAUCAGAACGCCACUGUGGAAGAACUGGUCAGCCUUCAAAGCAGCCUGUUGGCUCACGAAAGCCACAUCAAGUCCUUAGAAGAAAAACAAGAGGAGAUGGGGCAGAAGCUGGAAACUGCAAAAGAGGAGAAGGAUCGGCUGGAAGAGAAAGUGAGGGAGCUUAGCCUGAAGUUGGAAUCUGCCCUUUCUGUCUGGGAGAAACUCCUUCAGGAGAAGGUGGCUCUCCACCAGGAGGUCCAACAUCUCACCUUGGAGCUGGAGCGUGCACGGAAACAGCAGGAAGGCUCCAACGACCAAGUCUCAGCCCUCCAUUCGGAGCUCGUCUGUGCCGAAACCCAAGUCAAUCACCAGGACAAGGAGAAGGUUCUCAUGGAGGAGGAGCUGGAGUCCACCAGACAGGUGUGCAAAACGCUCUCUUCCGAAGCAGCCGAGAGCCGCCAGAGGCUGGAAGCCUCUCUGGAGAAGCUCCAUCACUCCGAAGCAGAGAAGAAGAUUCUUGAGAGCCGCAUCCAGGCGCUGGAGAAUGAGCAGAGCCAGGUGCUGGAAGAGGCGGAAGAGAGGGGAGCCUCUCUGAGUCAAGAGGACAGGAAGAAGCUGGAGGAAGAGGUGAAGGCUCUCCAGGAAACCUGUGCGAAUCUCAGGGAAUCCUGGAGGCUAGUACAGAGAGAGAAGGACCUGCUGCAGGCUCGUACCCUGGAGCUAGAAGCAGCUCUACAAGCCAAGCAGGAGGAGGUGGGUAGCCAGAUUGGGCACAUCCCCCUGGACAGGAGAGGUCGACAAGGGCAGCGGACGGCAGCCUCGAAGACCAAGGAGGAGGAGCUGCAGAACAUGAGUGCCCCGGGCCUCUCUGCCAAGGAACAAAGUCAGGACUCGGAAGCGAAAGUCACCAGGAGCCCCCGGGGAGAGCAGGAGAGCCUGAGGCGGCAGCAACAGCUGGUGACCGAGCAGCUGAAGGAGCUUUUCAGGCAGCAGCAGGCAGGACACAAGAAGCAUCCCGGAGGGCCAAAGGAAGAAAGCUCAGUGGCGCCUCUGAAGUCGCAAAGGAUGCUGACUGUAGCCAAACCCAUCAGGCUUCCUGAGGAAGGUCAGGGUGUUCCUGGAACCAGUGAAGAAGCCCAGAGUCUACAGCAGCAGCUGAGAGAGAAAACGGAAAUAAUCACCUCCAUGGCCUCUGAGAUCCAAGCUCUGAAGCAGAAGAAUGAAGCCUUAAUGAAAGCCAAACUGAGGUUCCAGCAACAGAUCCAAGAUAUCUGCAGACUUUCGAAGCAAGGACCAGAAAGGAGCAGGACUGAGUGUUUGGUUCCCCAGCUCUCCGCUAACCCGGACCAGGAUGUGCAAAGCGCUCAUGGGUGCAACAGCCCUGUGCCUUCACCCCAAAGGAACGAACUCACACCCUCCAUUUGCGGCAGAGAGAACUGGCCUGCGGCUGCACCGGACGCUCAGCUCCACUCUGGUGCUGAAGAAGAGCAAAGCCGUGUUGCUUCUGAAACGUGUGUUGCACAUUUGUCAGUCACAAGCUCUGCUGCCCAUGGAAAUCUCCUCUCUGCAUGGCCUCUCCCCUCGCUCCCGGGGUCCUCCAGCCCCACUGUGCCUUCUGUAAUGCUGUCGUUGCCCCCCACGACUUCCCACCAAGAAGGCCAGGGCCACCUUGAGGGCGAAGGGACCUUGCCCAGCCCCCGGAGCUCAGCUCUUUUGUCCCCGAGGCCAUUUGGGUCCCCAAGACCAUGGUCCCCCUUUAAAUUCAGAGGGAGCCCCGAACCUUCAGAGGACUGAACUGAAGGAGAGCUGGAGAAACUCUGCCAUAUUUGAACAUUAGGAAAUUCAAUGGAAAAAUCACUUAGACCAUGGGUAGGCAACCUAAGGCCCGUGGGCCAGAUGCGGCCCAAUCGCCU